Messenger RNA from Kockovaella imperatae, 1380 nucleotides. RefSeq lists its product as hypothetical. The record is from RefSeq and is a predicted model, not a curated record. Bases 349 to 957 code for a protein of 202 amino acids. Lineage: Eukaryota; Fungi; Basidiomycota; Tremellomycetes; Tremellales; Cuniculitremaceae. The transcript has 3 exons. Gene Ontology annotation, molecular function: acyltransferase activity, transferring groups other than amino-acyl groups.
UGCAGCCAGAUAUACAGCUGACGAGUUCUCAUAUCCCAUACCCGGAUCUCCUUGGUGGUGAUGCUCAGAGAACAUCCGAGACGACUUGAUCUCCAAUCUUGUUCAUCCUCCGUUAUCCUCCAUUCGGUGUUCUAAUUUUUCAUUCCUACAUCACUCUCUUUCCCAUUUUCCUCCGCCUGCCUCCUCCUCAAGACCCGAGCUCUCCACAGACGUACAAGUCGAGUCAGAAGAGACGUCCCUCCUCUUCCCCCUCAUAUCCUCGCUGCUCUCUCCGCUCUCCUCCUUUUGUCUACUCGGAUCGGUCCCCCGUAGGACGGAUCGCUCGACACCCGGUGUGGCACUACCAACAUGACGGUCGACCUUGACGAAACAGCAGGACCUUCAGACCGACCCCUCCGAGGUCUGAGUCUGCGUCGUGCGACGAAGGCGGACCUGGAUAUUCUGACGGAUAUGAGAAAGGAAUGUGGUUGGGGCUGGGAGAAGCUCCCGGCGCGGGUGGAGAAGAACAGGGACUGGAUCUUGUGUGUGUUCACGAAGGAGGUGGAUGGCGAGAUCAGAGAUGUGGGCAUGGGAGGCUGGGGAUUGGAUUGGCCAGAGUAUCCGUUCAUGGCUUCGAGAGCGGAUAAGGUUGUCUAUCUGACAUCCCUCUUCAUUCGACAUGCGUAUCAAGGCCUAGGCCUCGGUGGUACAGCGAUGGACCUAUUAGAACGAGAAGCUCGAGAUACAUUCGGAGGUCAAGUCGUCACGCUAGAUACUGCAAGAUACGCGUAUGACAGCCGGAGAGAUCUUCAAGUGGGACAUGACUCGAACGACAGGGAGAAAGUGUCGAGCAACUUGUCAUGGUAUGUGAGGAGAGGGUAUGAAGAGUUCCGGGAUCCCGUCCCUCUUUUCCCUGAUCCGAGGCCAGAUGAUCCAGACUACAAGAUCGUAGCUGCUUUCUUGAGGAAAAGUAUGUAGAGCUCUACCAGUCGCGCGUGAUUCAGGAGGAGUUCUUGGAUGGCUCCGCUCGUAGAAUAGAUCCCGGAGCAUGUAGUGGCUUGCAUCUUUGGGCUACCGAGUGCCUGUGAACAUCGCGUACGAUGUCCGCGUCGCUGAGGGUUCCCAGUGACGCCGCUUCCAGAGAAGUCAUAGAGCGGUAUACUGACCCACAAGAUGUAGAUACGCCAGGCCUACAAGACAAGACGAGGGAUCGAAAUCGAAGCUACUCCCCAGGCGUACUCGAGCAGGCUUUCAGAGCCCAAGGGAAGCGAUGUUGGGCGAAUAGACCAAAACUGUGCGCGGAUGUUGGCCCUGACAGGUUACAGGAUGAGCGGGCUGUGAGAGCGUUCGCUCAGUUGCAGAAUGGCCCACGUCUGGCCUCGGAUGCAUGGGUAGAUGUGG